CUGAGCCCGCCUCCUAAUCCUCCGGCGGAGCGGCUCGGGGCCCCAUUUUAUGGCAAUAAAGCGACUUAGCGCCUGCUGAGCGAGCCCCUCCCCGCCGCCGCCCCCGCCCUCAGCCCCACCCCAGGGCUCGCCCGCAGCGGCGGGGCUUUGUUUCUGGGGAGGAGGACCCGGAGCUCUUUUGUUUGGGGGUUUUCUGUUUUCACCCCCACCCCACCCUACACACACCCCAGCCUCACCCCACCCCGCCCCAACCCCCGCGCCUCUCGGAUUUCCUGAGCUGCGGGCUGCAAAGGGAAGAGAGCGGCUUCUUGCAACCCCCUCGGCUGGGCCCCGGGGUAAUUCGAUGCGGGCCUGGCGAGGCUCCCCACGUUAGACCUGGGCUCGCGUCUCGACAGCCUCCACCCACCGGCCCACCCUACAUUUAGCGCAUCAUGUGAUCUGGUGUGAAAAGAAUACAAUACAAACACCACCUUAUCCUCAGCAUGAACUAAGAACUAGAAGUCUUCGUGUACUUGGAUCCCUAUCAAGAGUCCACACUUCUCAUUGGUUUCAUACUCCUCAUGUCUGUGGGAAGUCAUAGAUGUAAAUAAGUCCAGUUUGUUAUUGUUGGUGUGAUCUAGAUGAAGACAUCAUUUCCAAAUUCUCUGGAUAGCAAAGCCUUUGAGAAUCUCCACACCCUUGAGAACAGAAUGCUAAUGCUUGAUGGGAUGCCGGCCGUCAGAGUGAAAACAGAGCUUCUGGAAUCUGAACAAGGGUCUCCAAACGUCCACAACUACCCCGAUAUGGAAGCUGUUCCCCUGUUGCUAAAUAAUGUGAAAGGGGAGCCCCCAGAGGACUCAUUGCCUGUAGAUCACUUCCAGACACAAACUGAGCCAGUGGACUUGUCAAUCAACAAAGCCAGGACCUCCCCUACCGCUGUUUCAUCCUCCCCAGUCUCCAUGACAGCGUCCGCCUCCUCACCUUCUUCAACUUCAACCUCCUCCUCAUCUUCUAGCCGUCCAGCCUCAUCCCCCACCGUUAUAACAUCAGUAUCUUCAGCAUCGUCUUCGUCAACAGUGUUAUCUCCAGGACCCCUCGUUGCCUCUGCCUCUGGCGUGGGCGGCCAGCAGUUUUUACACAUCAUUCAUCCCGUCCCACCUUCCAGUCCCAUGAACUUACAGUCUAACAAACUCAGUCAUGUUCAUCGCAUCCCUGUGGUGGUACAGUCGGUGCCGGUGGUCUACACAGCCGUACGGUCACCUGGAAAUGUGAACAACACUAUCGUUGUGCCGCUCCUGGAGGAUGGGAGGAGCCAUGGCAAAGCACAAAUGGACCCCCGAGGCCUAUCUCCCAGACAAAGUAAAAGUGACAGUGAUGAUGAUGACCUGCCAAAUGUGACCUUAGAUAGCGUUAAUGAAACUGGAUCCACGGCCCUUUCCAUAGCCAGAGCAGUCCAAGAGGUCCAUCCAUCCCCAGUAUCCAGGGUCCGGGGAAACCGAAUGAAUAACCAGAAAUUUGCUUGUUCAAUCUCACCGUUUAGUAUUGAGAGCACAAGACGCCAGAGACGAUCAGAAUCCCCAGACUCCAGGAAACGGCGCAUUCACAGAUGUGACUUUGAAGGAUGCAACAAAGUAUACACAAAAAGUUCUCACCUGAAGGCACACCGGAGAACACACACAGGAGAGAAGCCCUACAAAUGCACGUGGGAAGGCUGCACCUGGAAGUUUGCCCGCUCGGAUGAACUGACCAGGCAUUACCGCAAACACACGGGAGUGAAGCCAUUCAAGUGCGCGGACUGUGAUCGCAGCUUCUCGAGGUCAGAUCACCUGGCCCUGCACCGGAGGAGGCACAUGCUGGUGUGAGGAAGGCUCCCGUAGUCCAGCUGGGCAUAAGAGCUGGGUCUCUUAAAGAGCGACUAACUCAGCAGGGCUGAGCCCCCUCUACAGUGUUAACGUCAACAGCACCGCCGUCCCACGGUGCCUGAAACCAGAGCAGGAACAAGAAGGAACCCUUCUCCUUUCAGCCUGAAGGUAACCCCCCAUCAUGAUCACCCCGCGGAAGAGCUGCUGCAAGCACACUGGCCUGGGGGUUCAGCGCCUCAGGUCCUGAAGAGACAGGCAUUGUUUUUCCAUGCUCUGUCCUCUGCCGUUGGAAAGAUGUUUGUAGCUUGUACAUUUCCCGAGCUGGCCAGACACUCGGCUAUCAGUCCCUUAAAGGUCAUCUACCGCAAAUCGAUGUUAGAGAAGACCUCAGUUCGGAUGAUUCUUCCAUGGCACCUCCCCCACCCCCAAACCUUUUAGAUAAAAAUUUCAGUUCCUAUCUCAGUAAGCCAGAACACACAUCCAGUCUGUUACCAGCAAACAGCACGAACUAGAAAGGAAGGGGCUGUUGGGGAAGCUCCGGUACCCCAAAAGAAGGCACACAGAGGUAGCUCUCUAUGCUAGUCAUGGCGGACCUAGAUAGCGCUCACACCUUGUCUUCAUGCUCAUCUCCUGAAGAGAACCAAGAGUCUAUUCAUUUGUUUGUCGUUGCUUGUUUCUGUUCUGUUUUGAUCAUGUUUUGUUCAUCCGUCCCGGCAGGGGGGCAGAGCAGUUUCUCAAAGGCUAGUUCUGCUCUGCCCUGGCAUGGACUGGCAGAGGCGUUCUGUAGUUGAAUAGGAAGAGCCUGUCUAAAAAAAACCCGAUAACAACAACAGUCAUAAUCAUAACGACCGCCCCACUUCAAAUUGCAGUGUUCUGUCACGUAGGCAUCAUCUCUCCCUGCCCUUCGUGUUCGAUUACAAGGAAUCAAGGGGGAGGGGAGCUUUCUUAGACACACUGGCACCAAGGGAAGAGGUGGGGCUGCCCAUGCAAAGUCAGUGAGCAUGAAAAUGAGACAAAACAGAGGUGGAAAUAACGCUCCUCUGGAGGAGAAAAGCAAUAAUGAAUAGAAGGACUUUCCUACAAUUGCUCCACUGAGGACUCACGUUACCAGUUUUCAUACUUACUAAAGGGAUUGUAAAAACACCCCAGCAUUUCAGAUGUCUUGGCUCCAUUCAGAGGCCCUAGUGACGGCACUGAGGUCAUCUUUCUGCUCUUUGUCGUCCUACUUGCUCGAGUACCACGAGUAAAGAUUAUGCUCCUCGUUUCUCGCUUGGCAACAGUUCUUUUGGUGACUAGCUAGGCAGAGCUGAAGGUUAACUCUUCAGUCAGUGGAGCUGUUCAGCUUGGGCAUGAGUCCUUGGAAAGAGGGGUCCGUGGAGGUCCACCUUGGUGCUGCUUCUUCAACCUGGAGAGCCAAGAUUCCGACUCUCCCGUGGAUUCUUCUCUACAUGGUUCACUUUAUAAGCUGGCCCGGAAUCUCCCCAUGUUCCCCCAUUGGCAUCCACAGGGACAGAUAACUUGCUUAUCCUGGGAGAAGGAUGAGAAAGUCAGGUUCCAUUGUCCCCCUCAAAUGAAGAACCUUUUGUAUCUAGCAAAAUAUACAGGAAAAGCAAUACAUCCCCAACAAGCACUCAUUCCAAUAUAGUAUCAUAUUUUGUCCCCACUAAAAGCUGUUGUUUUCCCAGCUUUGUGUGGUAAUUGGGCUUGGUGAGAUUUUUGUUGUUAAGAUUUCUUUUUAUAGCUUAACUAUAAAGGUCUCCAACAAAGACCUUUGCAAUAUAUUUCAGUGACAGAUGCUUGAUUUGGGAAAUUGCACAAAUUAACCACAUAAUAUUCCUAGCUCAUUUUUAAAUGUCUGCACAUUCUAGAAGGAUGUCUGGUGACAGAGUUAUCCUUUAGAGUAUCCGUUUCUAAUUUGGGUGAUUGUAUUCUGACAAAGCAAGGACUAUAAACACUACUAGGAGAAUGGCUUGGGUUGGAGCGCUUUUAAAGGAGUUUUAAUAAAUGUUCAGGCAAAAGUAUUAUGAUUUACAGAUCAAGUCCUGGCUUCAAAAAUAUGUGCUCUAUAUUUUUUGCCAGGUCUGAAGAACUCAUCAGGCAAUUUCCUUCUAACAAGGGCUGCAGUUCUAUUGAUAAAUAGCUUCAGCUACACGGGCUGGUACUCACCAGCCAGUGCGAUUUUUUUUUUCCAACCAACUGGAACAUUUUUUUUUUAAUCUGUACUGUAUGCACUUCCUACUUCUCAUUGCCUGUUAUCAUUCAGAAUAAAAACAGGCUUCCUGAUGCAUGCCAGCAUUAGUAACUGGCCAGUGCAAAGAACUCAGACAGUAGCAAGCAACCAUGAUCUCCCCAGGCGCUGGCCCCAGAGUCUAGUUGGCAGGUUGGUAGGGAGUCACUCAAGUGAAGGAUAGAUUUGGCUUCAUUCUGUCUGCUCUCAUCAGAGCCAAUCCUUUUCCCACUGAGAGACAGACAUCUUGCAAGUUUUACAGGUAGAAUUCAUUGAACUGACAGGCAGGGGAAGCUUCCUGAGUGACAUCUUGAUUUAAAUUUAGCACAGAAUGAAAGGAGUUGCAUUUAACCGCUUAGGAAAGACUUGGGGAAGCAAGCUUUCCCCACUCACUCCCUGUAAGUGGGAAGCAGACUGUGAUGGUAAGAUCACUGAUGAAACCUGCCAUCUUUACAGCAUCCCCCUCCUUUUGACACAGUGAUGUUUUUAGAAAGGAUCUAAGCACAAGUGAACAUGUCUCUGAUCUGGCUCAAGAACUGAAACUCACUUGAAACUCAUCUAAGGGAUGUAAACAGUCCUGUUUGGUGAACUUCCUGGAUGUGUUUCCUGUAUAAAGGCAGGUGGUUAGGGACUGAAGGAAAUAUGAUAUCCUUGGGCACAGAAAAGCCUCCAGGCAUUUUAUGUGCAAAUCUAGCUUCUCGAAAAGCACAGUAUAUGAGAAACUAUUGAAAAAGGGAAAGAAUCCUGAAGGACUUCUUGGUGUUCCCUAAGCAGAGCAUGUUUGGGCUUCAAAUAUGAAGUGGUUCAGCUUGCAGCUAGGGAGCUCGUGUGUGGUUGAUAAUGCUGGGUGACAAGCCGGAAGAAAUGGUUGUCUCCCUGCAAGGUGAAGACCAAUGACAAGGGAGUUGGGCUACUUGAGGGUUUACAGAGAGUCCCUUAUAUUCUAACCUGAAGCUGUUCGGAGAGAAACUUCCCAUUCAGCUCCAGCCUCCUGCUGUCGAUUGCUUGGGACACUGCUUGAUUUGAAGUUUUGUUAUGGCAUUUAGAAAGAGGUUCCUGAUGGCUCUACCAUGGGAAUUAUACCACACUGCCUUUACAAAACGCGUACGCUUUUUGUUUUAAAAAAGUUGAGGGUCAGUUACAUGAGUAAAAUAAGCACUUUUAAAUAUUACUUUCAAGUUUAAAUGGGAUAGAGGAAGAUGAGUUAGGGGCGGGGUCUUUCAAAAUGCUUCACUGUUUACAAAUGAAAGUUCUAGGGGAUUAGAAAAGCUAUGUUCGUCAUGAGGGAAAUUUGGAAUAGCUCAUGCAAAGACUGUAUUCAUUUUUAUACAAAUUGUUUAACUCCAAAUUGCCAAUUGUGUCUGAAUGGAAAUGUAAGUCUGCACUUUGAGAUCAGUUCAUUAGAAUGUUAACGUGUCUAUGGAUAAAGAUGCAGUAUUCCGGAGUCUUACUUUGUUUAUUAUAUGUACCAAAGCUGCAAUUGACUAAAUCUGGUGAGGUGAGGCCUUCAGUAGUAUUAAUAUGCCUUUGUUUUCUUCUUGUGACUGCCUAGAAAAGUAGCUGAGAGGGUGUUCCAAGGCUGUUAUAUCACUUUUAUAUUGAGAAGUCAUAGAACCGAAGCAGAGGCAAUACCAGCACCCAUGCAGUCUGCCUAGAAAGCAUCGAAUGUGAACUGAUAUUGAUGAACCACCAUAGGCCCAGGAAGCCUUAAUACUCAUAGUUCAUACCCCACUCUCAUUAAGUUUGUCACAUAAAUGAAUGCCAUCAGCCAAAUCUCUUCCUUGACUUGUUCUGAGGUUGGAUUCCCUGCAGAAGGAACCGGUCUUGGUUUAGUCUCGGGAAGAGAUUUGACCAAUCAUGUCUUCCAUAUUACAUUUCUACUUGCUCCCACACUGCCUUUCACUUACCUGGACAGACACCCCCCCCCCCCCAACACAUGCACCUGUGUGUACACACCUGUACACGCAGCAGCCGACAGGCGACUAAAUAUCAACAAAGAACUUUUGUACAAGAAAUACUUUGUAAUAAUCCGUACUAUGUAGAAAUGUAAGUUAUUACCUGACUAGAGAAUCAGCUUAUACUACUAUGUAACUUUGCCUGCAUUUUAUAGUUAAGAAAUGUAUAUACAAAUUCAAAAUGCUAUAUUUUCACAAUUUCAUUAUAGAGUAAUGUCUGUUUAGCAAACCAUGCCCAUUGGUAUUUUAAAUAUGCUAAAUACUGAGCAAUUGCAAUAGAAAUUCAGAUUUUUCAUAAGAAAAUAAAAUGGAAGGGUACUGCAUCUUUAAAAAAAUAGAGUGAAGCUAUUUUACUGUAUUCGUAACAUAUGUGAUAGUGGACAAAGUAUUUUCAAACACGCCAAUUUUACAGAGGUUGUAAAUAGUUUGAUGACAUAUGCUGGGGGAAAGCUUCUAGCUUUCAUCACAAUAAAAAAAAAAACACUUAUUCAGCUAUGCCUUGUGUGUGGAUGGUACUCACAAUUGGUGAUGUUACCACCGAAAAUAGUCCCUCUUGGAGUUGAUGUUCUUGGUGCUUGGUCAGAACGGAGUGGCCGCUUGUCAUAGCUUAACCAGAAUGAUUUAAAACUCAGAAAACAUCAUUUCUUCACAUUUGUCUUUUCUUGAAAAGGGAAAAAUGGAGAUGUGCUUGUUCUAGAAAAAUCAUCUAGCAAUCAUUCUCUCUUCUCAGUAUCCUUCUCAGCAAAGUGGUUCUCAGUUGAAAAAAAUAAAAUCAGGUGUUUAUUCUUUAAGUUUCAGAGGGGUUGCUUUCCAAUGUAAGUACAUGUUGAUGAGGUUAAGUGGAUGGAUAUAGCCACAUAGUAAAAGACUCUGUAGUGGCAAUAGGAAAAAGUUAAUGCCCAUUUUUUUCAAAAACGAAUUAAACGCUGAAAGUGCCUGUCAAUGAAUAUGACCAAUGAGAUAAUCCUAUCCUUUCACACAGCAAUAAUUCUUCCUCAUACCGAGUUUUUCCUGCACGGUUUGAGCACACACAGAGUAAAUAUAUGCACAUAGUAAAUUAGAUCUGUUCCCACAAACCCACAGAAAAGGGCUUUCGUCACUUUGAAGUAUAAGUGACCCUAUUUGCAAUUAAUAUCUCUUAAUUUUAUUUGUCUUACUCGAAUAUGAUCGGGUGAAUAUGGGAAAUAAAGUUAUCUUCCGUGUACCUGACAAUGUAGAGCAAUUACAAUAUGCAGAUAAAGUGUACCUCACAUUUAUAACAGAGCUCUGAAAGACUUGCUCAGUUAAAAACGCUGAUGCACUUAGUGUGAAACAGCGAGAGACUUUUGUCUCCUUUAUCUUACCCACUUACAUCAGUGUGCAAGUCUAUCUCGUGGGCUUCAUUCUCUUUUCACCUAAUAAAUCCUGGUAUCAAGUAGAAUAUGGAGGUCAACACUGACAAGUCCCCCCCCCAAAAAAAAAUCUUGUGAUACUUGCAGAGGCCUUCGGACAGUUAUUUAGUUAAUCCUGGCAGUUACCUCAUUGUGUACAUUCCGAAGUUCACAAGUUUUUUUUCCUCAAAUUGUUUUAUGGCUACAAGUGGAGUCAUAGGUAGAGAUAAACAAUAAGACUGGACAUAGACACGAACCGGUGUGUUCUUCAGCCCUGCUAUCUCAGAGCAUGAAUUCACCUGGACAAGCUAUCGAGGCUACCAGCAAAGCUAUACUAGAGCAAAGCACUCAGUAAUAAUGGUUCCCAAUGUAUGGCAGGGAAUAAGCCUUCAGGCUUUAGUCAGUGUGGAACUGCAGUGGACAGCAUUCUCCAGGCCCCAACCUCAGGUCAAGAAGACCAUCUGCUCUUUACCCUACUCUAUUUCAUAGAAGAGGGAUGAGGACACAUACAUCAAGAGGGAGAGAGAGAGAGUAACAAAUAGGUGCUAUGUCACAGCACAGCUACCCUAUUCCCUGGUCACACUGACAUCAGACAUUCUGACUUCCUCCUCCCCGUGUGUUGUCUGAAAGUGCUGAAGUGCCAUGGGAGGUUUAAAGCUCACGCUGAGGGAUUUUAACACGGUCCCUCCAGUCUGUACAACUGGUCUCCCCUUCAUGUAAGGGAAACCAAGGCACAAUGAGAACAGCUGAGAUAUCCAGGGACACAGAAUAAGUCAAGAGGGCCUCCUGGCUCUGCAGCCUGUCUUCUUUGUAGUAUAGCACACAGCUUUGUUUCCUCAUCCUGGCUGCCAUGUUCCCAGUGUCUAGCUUGGGUUUGUUAUGAGAACCCUGUAGGAAUAUGAUCUAGCAGAUGAUUUAGCAGAUGAAUUGACAAUUAUUGUAGGAGGAGUGGGCCUGUUUUUGGUCUUGGCUGCCCUGCUAGCUUACACCUGAAAUAAUCACACAGAAACUAUAUUAAUUAAAUUACUGCCUGGCCCAUUAGUUUUAGCCUCUUAUUGGCUAACUUUCAUAUCUUGAUCUAAUCCAUUUUUAAUAAUCUGUAUAGCAUCACGAGGUCGUGGCUUAUCGGGAAAGAUUUCAACCAGCAUCAGUCUUGGGCAAGAGCUUUAUGGCAUCUGCUACAUUGCCCUUCUUCCCAGCAUUCAGUUCGGUCUACUCCACCCACCUAAGUGCUGCCCUAUCAAAAGGCCAAGGCAGUUUCUUUAUUUAACCAAUGAAAGCAACACAUAGACAGAAGAACCUCCUACAUCAGACAAUGGUACAGAGGAUUUGAAAUCCAUCCCUUCCUGGAAACUCACUGAUGGGCAAUAAUUCUAGACAAACAUUGAACCACAGACCUCCCUAAACUUGUUGAUUUCUUCCAAAUGUUUGCCCAGAACUCCCAAAAUCUUUGAAACCCUUCUUACUUAUUACUCUAAUUUAGUCCCAGGUAGUUUUUUCUCAAUUUUCAUAUUUCUUUGUAUGUGUAGUCAUUUCUUUUCUCCUAACACAGACCUGUGAUAACUUGUGCAAGGCUAUAUCUAAAACCCUCCCCUCUGUAGAGGUACUUCCUAACAGGUGUCCAUAGGGUGUUGAUGUCAGCAUUGAGAUGACCAGUGGACAGUUCCUUUCCAGGGUUCUCACAUACAGCACUGUCUUGGAAUGUUUUAAAUAAUCUCAUAAGUAAUUUGCUUAUAGUAUUGUUAGCUUGAGUCUUAUGUGGGGAGCUGCCUAACAUCAGAGACAUGAAAUCCUUCCCUUUCUGCAUAGAAGAAAGUCUCUGACAGUAUUGAUUCAUGGCAGUGCUAAUGGACUUUGAAAACAUUAAGAAUGCCAUUUCUUAGAGUGUUUCAGUUUCUGAAAAUGAAUCCACUGAAUUAUGAUCGUUCUCCCUGUUAGUUGGCUGGGGGAAGAGAUAAAAGCUGCAAAAGCCACUUCUCUUCCAUGCUGAAAGCAAGUGUCUAUGUCUCCCAUCUCCUGUAGACUUAGACUCCUGUCACUUAAUUGAGUUUCAACAACAAUUAUUUCUCCGAUGACAAUGCCACCACUCUAAGUGGGUUGACAAGAAAUGAAUAGUGGGAACAGGCACAUCAAUAACCUUUUCUUUCUGCAUUUCAUCUCCAGAAAUGUGAAGUGUUUCAGUGACUGCUGUUGUGAGUGAUUCUUUUUCAAAAGCAAGGUAGCCAAGUCUUUGACAGAGAUUAAUUUUUGUUGAGAAAUGAGGGUUUAUAGGAGAGAAUUCAGCUCCAAUUCUACAAGUAAAAGUGUCCAGUCAAUCAAAAACUAAGUUAUUUUAGGGAUAUUUUGACAUCUUCCUUUUCUGCUCAUUUCAUUAUCUAAAAAUACAACAAAAAACAUAAUAGAAAAUGUAUUUUUCCCCUACUCAUUUUUCUAGCCAUCUCAUGACAGAGUUUUGUGUUGUAUCCAGACUAUAGAGUACAUUUUGUUCCUCAGAUUAUUACAUUCAGUGAGUAUUACUGAACUGGGCACUGGUGCCUACAUACAAGGCUCUUUCCUAUCAACUUGUCUGUGUACAAUGUGUUGUGUUUGAAGGUUCGUUUUUGAAAACCACUGUCUCCCCCUCAUGGGGUGGUGUGGUGGUUGUAUUGUUUUGUUCAUGUCUAUGUGGGACACAUUACAUCACAUGGCAAACCAACUAUGGAUGGAUGUGAGAUAACUCCUUAAUAAAACCAGCUUGAAAACAUUGUCUUAUGUAUGAUGUCAUCCUGCUUCAGAAUGCAAUUAUAUGUAUCAUGAUCACUUUUUACAAAGAGAAACCAGCACAUUCGUGUUUGUCCAUAGAAGGAUGUACUAGGCACUGUCUGUGUUGUGAAAUGAUGAGAGCAGACCACCUUUAAGCUACCCACCUGCCACUUAAAAUGACUUAGUUAUAAUUAGUAGUAGUCUAGACAUUUCUCUUGGUGGAGAGGGUCAGUCAGCGCAGACGUCAUAUUCCUUUGAGUAAAUCUCCCAGUCGUAUCUGAAAAACAUAUGAGAACAAAGAAAACAUCAUCUUUGGCCAAAUUAAGCAGGCAUCUCUUUGAUUUUCCUCAACACUUAGCUCAUUACACACGGUCAUUCUAUCACAAGAUCGUUCUGUGUAAAAAUAUAAAAAAUGUCCUAUAGUUUGCGAAGUGGUUAUUCUAGGCUAGAAGCCUCUGCACAGCAAAGUGAAUAGCUGGGCUGCUUCUGAUUCAUUUUUAUGGAUCUAAUCUUACAACAAAACUCCUGGUAUAUGACCCAGAGAGCUAAGAGUGCCCAGAGGAGAGCCUACUUUGAAAGAUGAAAUCCCCCAAUGAUACUGGCAAGCAAAUGUGUUGAGUUCUUACAUCUUUGUUUGGCCUUUCUGUUCUGAAUUUUAAUUGCAAAUGAAUUUAUUUCUUCAGCUUAAACAUCUAAUUUCCUAAUAGUUUCCUCUGCAUUUAUAUACUCUGUAGUGUUUAGGCAGCUCCUGUUAUGAGUUUAUUAAUAUUAUGUAAGUGUUGUUCUUGUAUUUAUGUAUAGUGUAUGUAUUGUAAAUAUACUCAGAGCUUUUUCUUUUACUGUAAAAUGGUGAUUUUUUUUGCCCUAUGAUAAUGAAAAGGGAGACUCUCCUAAUGAGGUUCUCUCAGAAGAGUAUUCCAUUCUAUUCUCAGAGGUUUAAAUGAACAAGUGUUAUCGUUUUCAAUGGUGUCUCAGACAUAUUCUGUUGGUGCAUUGCUUUUCUGUAUUCAACUUUCCUAUGAAUUGAGCUGUGAACUGAAAUAGAGUUUAAACCUUUAUCUGUAUGCAUUUGUAUAAUUAUCUGAAUGAAGGCAUGAAGGUUAAAUAAAGCAUUUUGUAUGGAA
Molecule: messenger RNA, 11259 nt
Organism: Myodes glareolus (Bank vole)
Lineage: Eukaryota; Metazoa; Chordata; Mammalia; Rodentia; Cricetidae
Source: RefSeq, a predicted model, not a curated record